CAGCCUAUCACAUGGGUUGGCCUUUUUUAAAUCGGUGGUUCAAAGACAUUUCCUCCAGAAUGGUGUUAGUGACGCUGUUAGUGCUGUCUCUGGUUGGGUGUCAGCCAACACAGAGUUCACAACAGGAACCAAGCCCUCCUCACCCCACAGAAGAACAGCCUCCUUUAGGUAUUGAUAAUCUGUCUUUCCCCUGGAGCCGUCUUCGCCUGCCAAGGUACAUCAUUCCUCUACACUACCACCUCCUCCUGCACCCCAACCUCACAAGUCUCAGUUUCACUGGGUCAGUACGGAUCCAGAUUGAUGUCCAGAACAACACAAACUGGGUUGUAUUACACAGCAAGGGUCUAGAGAUCUCCAAGGCCACCAUACUGGACCAGAAUCUCACUCAUCUGUCAGACCAGAUUCUUCCAGUUCUUCAUAACCCCUCCCAUGAACAGAUUGGCAUUUUCUCUCCCAGGGUCCUCAGCAGGGGGAAGAAGUACUUUCUGUACAUUGAGUUUAGGGCACAACUUGCAGAAGGCUUUUAUGGCUUCUAUAAGAGCACCUACAGAACCAGCGCAGGCCAGACCAGAACUUUAGCUUCAACUCACUUUGAGCCCACGAGUGCUCGGAUGGCCUUCCCUUGUUUUGAUGAGCCAACCUUCAAAGCCAACUUCUCUGUUCGGAUCAGGAGGAGCCCAGAGUACAUUUCCCUGUCCAACAUGCCUGUAGUCAAGACAGCUGAUGUGGCUGAUGGCCUGGUUGAGGACCAGUUUGCUACAAGUGUAAAGAUGAGCACAUACCUCGUCGCAUUCAUCAUCUGUGACUUCAAACACAUCACUGCAACAACAUUUUCGGGGGUGCAGGUGUCCAUCUAUGCCGCUCCUGAAAAGUGGCUGCAAACCCACUAUGCCCUGGAGGUUGCUGUCAAAAUGUUGGAUUUCUAUGAGGAGUACUUCAACAUCCGCUAUCCUCUACCAAAACAAGAUCUGAUAGCCAUCCCAGACUUCCAGUCUGGUGCAAUGGAGAACUGGGGACUCACCACCUACAGAGAAACGAGCCUUCUCUUUGACCCCCUCACAUCCUCUAUGUCUGAUAAACUCUGGGUUACUAUGGUGAUCGGCCACGAGCUCGCCCACCAGUGGUUUGGUAACUUGGUGACCAUGGAGUGGUGGAACGACAUCUGGCUGAAUGAAGGAUUUGCCAGAUACAUGGAGUAUAUUUCAGUGGAAGCCACCUACCCGGACCUUAAAGUGGAGGAAUAUCUACUGCACACCUGUUUUGCUGCAGUUGGUCAUGAUUCGUUGAACUCCUCCCGACCAAUAUCCAGCCCGGCGGAGAACCCCACUCAGAUCGAAGAGAUGUUUGACACAGUCUCUUAUGACAAAGGAGCAUGUGUCCUGCACAUGCUGCGACAUUUUUUGACAGAUGAAGUGUUUCAGAGUGGGAUAGUGCGAUAUCUCCGCAAAUACAGCUACAGAAAUGCACACAACCAGGACCUCUGGGACAGUCUAACCAAUACAUGCUCAGAGGAGGACUUCAUCUCAGGAAAACACUGUUACAACAGGGGCCAGGCUACCAAGAACGCAUACCUGUUUGCAGGGGAACAUCUGGACCUGACAGCCAUGAUGAACACUUGGACUCUGCAGAAAGGUAUUCCUCUGGUAACUGUGACAAGAAAAGGUCCUCGUCUGCUGCUUAGACAGGACAGGUUCUUGAGAACAGUCCUGCCUUCUGAUCCUCUCUGGCCCACACUGCAAAAGGGGUGAGCACACAUGCACUCCCAGCUUCAUAAUCAAUUGUAGGCUGCAUGUUUUUGAAAUCCCCUCGAUGGUGGCUGGGAUGAGAUGGCCAAAGUGCUGAGGGAAAACCACACUGCUUUGAGCUACAAAGACAGGACACACUUGAUACACAACGCCUUUCAAUUGGUCACGGCAGGUCAUCUGCCGAUCAAUAAAGCCUUAGACCUGAUUGGUUAUCUGCAAUCGGAGACACACACGGUGCCUCUUCUCGAAGGACUGGGCUAUCUGGAGACAUUUUACCAUAUGGUUGAGAAAAGGAAUGAGCUUGACGUAACCCACAGUCUGGGAAUGUACAUCCUGCGAUUUUUCCGUGCUGUCAUUGACCAGCAGACAUGGAGCGACAGCGGCUCCAUGUCAGAGCGACGGCUGAGGUCAAAGGUCCUGUCAUUGGCUUGUCAGCUGGAUGACCCUCCCUGUAUAGAGCGUGCACGUCAGAGCUUCAAAGACUGGUUUCAGUCCAACGGAACACUAAACUUACCCACUGAUGUGGCAGAGACGGUGUAUUCAGUUGGAGCUCAGGAUGACCACGGCUGGGCAUCACUCUUGCACACAUACAACAUCUCCCUCUCUGAAGCACAAAAAAAGAAAAUCCUGUUUGCCUUGACUUGCAGCAGAGACACCAACAAACUGCAAAGGCUGCUGGAUAUGGGUCUAGAAGGGAAGGUGAUUCGAUUGCAGGACCUGUCGGCCGUCAUCCUGAUGGUGGCCAGAAACCCGCGGGGACAUCACCUUGCCUGGAACUUUGUCAAAAAGAACUGGGAUUUGCUGGUUCAGAAGUUCCAGUUGGGUUCAUUUUGUAUUAGAAACAUCCUCAUCGGCACCACAGGCCAGUUUUCAUCUCCAGAGGAACUCACUGAAGUGCAGUUGUUCUUUGAGUCCAUCAAGGAACAGACGUCUCAGCUGAGAACUGUUCAGAUUGCUCUGGAUAAUGUGCGGAAAAAUGUCCGCUGGGUUCAGAGAAACCUAGGAACCCUGAGAAACUGGCUGAAUGAGCAAAUGAAGUGAACAGCAGCAGAAAAAGAGGUGGUGGCUGACACAUACCACAAAAAGAGAAAGGCUAUUUGAAAGUGUUCUGAAGUUGUGUUUUACUUGGA
Molecule: messenger RNA, 2875 nt
Organism: Monopterus albus (swamp eel)
Lineage: Eukaryota; Metazoa; Chordata; Actinopteri; Synbranchiformes; Synbranchidae
Gene: erap2
Product: endoplasmic reticulum aminopeptidase 2
Exons: 18
Biological process (GO): proteolysis; peptide catabolic process
Cellular component (GO): membrane; cytoplasm
Molecular function (GO): metalloaminopeptidase activity; peptide binding; zinc ion binding
Source: RefSeq, a predicted model, not a curated record